AAAAAAAGAACUAUUGACAUAUCAUCAGAACAGUGAACUGUCAGGGUAGAUUGCGUAGAUUGGAUAUAUCCAAUCCAAUCGGAGUUGAUAUGCGGUAUAUAAAGUCACAGUACAAUCACAAUAUUUUCCAACAAUAGACGUAUGUUAUGGGAAUAUUAGUGGAUCGUAGGUAUCAAUAAUUUGGUGCGAAUGUUAAUGGUAAUAUAAAAUUUCCUAUAGUACAAAACGGGUAGCUUCCAAGAUACAGGUUAGUGGUUGGACGAAAAUCACGCGGUGUUUGAUUGGAAAAGAGAUAUUGUGUGCAAGAAUGGCGAGUUUUGCAGCCCAGGCGGCUCUGCGAGUAAAGUGGAGUUCAUUGGUGGAAGAUCAUGGUCUGGAAGUACCAUCAGAAGUGACCAGCAAAGUCACCAGUGUGGUCGGGUGGCUUAAACAGGCUUCUUUGGAAGUGAAGGCAGCUGGUCUCAGGGCAGUGAGUAAAUUAUCUGACGGCAGCAUGGGUGGCCAGAACCAAUUGGUGAUAUUGCAUUACAAUGAUGUAUAUAAUGUGGAAUCCAGGACUGGCCUUGAGCCUGUUGGUGGUGCUGCAAGGUUCUGCACAGCAAUGAAAAGUUUCCAAAAUUUGAAUCCAUUGAUACUCUUCAGUGGUGAUGCUUUCUCACCCAGCAUGUUGAGUACGUUCACAAAAGGCGAACAAAUGGUGCCGGUCUUAAACGACGUAGGAACUCAUUGCGCGGUAUUGGGAAAUCAUGACUUUGACCACGGAUUGGAAAUCUUGGGUCAAUGGGUUUCUAAGAGUAACUUCCCUUGGCUCAUGUCCAAUGUUCUCGAUAAAGAAACGGGACGGCCGUUGGGUGAAGGCAGAAUAACGCACGUGUUGGAUUGGGGCGGUCGUCGAAUUGGUCUUAUUGGGCUUGUAGAGAAAGAAUGGUUGGAUACAUUGGCUACAGUGAAUCCCGAAGAGGUUACGUUCCUCGACUACAGCGAGGCCGGACAGAAAUUGGCGCAGCAAUUAAAGCAGGAGGGUUGCGAUUAUAUAAUUGCGCUAACCCACAUGAGGACACCAAACGAUAUAAAAUUAGCAGAAAAUUGCCCAGAAAUAGAUUUGAUACUGGGGGGACACGAUCACGUUUACGAAAUUAAAGUCGUCAACGGGAUAAACAUAAUCAAAAGUGGAACGGACUUUAGGCAGUUCAGCAAAAUUACAGUUAACUUUGAUAAAGCCAAUAAGCCCGACGUGGUUGUCGAGGAAAUUAACGUUACUUCGGCAUUCGUCGAAGACGUAGAAUUAAAAGAGAAAUUGGAUAAGUACACUAGUAUUAUCGAAGGGAAAAUGGACGAGAUUUUGGGAUGUUUCUCGGUGCCACUGGAUGGACGUUUCCAAGCUAUAAGAACCUCAGAAUCGAAUUUGGGUAAUUGGGUUUGCGAUGUUGUUUUGGCCGCUACCGGAGCAGAUCUGGUUCUAUUGAAUUCCGGUACUUUUCGGUCCGAUCAAGUCCAUCCUGCCGGUGAUUUCACAAUGCGAGAUCUUGUUAACAUUAUCCCGAUGCGCGAUCCAUUGGUUGUGCUGUCGGUUACCGGACAACAGGUGUUGGAGAUUUUGGAAAACGGUGUCAGUCAGUAUCCGAAAUUGGAGGGUCGGUUCCCGCAAGUCGCCGGUCUCAGUUUCGCUUUCGAUCCGUCCAAAGCAGUCGGAGAUAGGGUAGAUCCCGCACUGAUUCGAAUCGGCGACGAAUAUUUAAAUCUGAAACAGAAAUACCGCUUGGCCACGAAGAACUAUCUGCAUUCAGGAUGCGACGGUUAUAACGUACUGAAGGACGCCCAAGUUUUAGUCGACGAUGACGAGUGUCCUGAAUUAGGAUUAGCAAUUCAAAAUCACUUCCAAGCAAUAAAUAUGCGAAUGGGAAAGACCAGACGCCAUUCCAAACAUCGACAAUCGCUCGUCACUUUGUCCAGAAGACAUAGUUUGGUGAAAAUGUUGGAUGGAAGUGAAUUGGAUGGGCCACCUCCACUACGCAGAUCGAGCACCACCGAGACACCUCCACCAGUUGUCCAUGGCCCCCAUUCCCAUCCGCAUGCAAAGUUGACACGCAGAGCUUCCCUCGAUGAUCUAGAACAUGACUCAUGCACCUUGACUCCGAGAAUCGAUCAGCGCAUCAUCAUAAUCACUACUCCUGAGAAAAAACAGGAAUUGCUUAUUUUGAAGCAACGGCUGGAGCAGGAUUCUGUGAUACAAGAGGUCGACGAUGAAUGCUCGCCGCAAUAUUAAUCUGGCUUCCAGAUGUUAAACAACUAAAUCUUCCGUUUGCAACUAUAAUUGAGUACAUUUAUUCAAUUGAAAGAUCUACACAAAAAAAAACUAACAAAAGUUUUACAGUCAAUUCUUUUAUCUACAAAAAGAUGUAUCUAAAAUGUACAUACAUUUAUUGUGCAAGUUUUUACGGAUUGGCCAUCGAAAAAAAUAAUAAAUUAAAGGACUUGCAAAUAUACUAGUCAUUAUAUUAUAUGAAAAAAUUUAGUUCACCAAUAGCAAGUGUUGUGUUUAAAAAAAAAUGUAGUUUUCGUUGUUCGAAAUUAGUUUAAAAUGUUUAAAUAUUAUGAAUUUCAGGCAAUAUUGCAAAUCGAUUUCAUUUCGGUAGUGCAAAAAAAAAUCACACUCAUUUUGGAUGAUCUGUGAUAAAAGAAAAGAAACAUUUCUCGCUAUCAAAUCGAAUCCCGUUCACGUUUCGUCUUCUAUUCGACGAUCUUUGCUUUCGUGCAUACUAAACUUAAUAUUCGCACUUUAUUUGUGAAAACUAUUUAUAUUCACUGCGUGCUUUUGAUGCUGUGAUCGUCCAAACAAACAAAAAAUAUUUAUAAAAAUUGAUAUUGUACUGCGAAAUUUGCUUUAA
Messenger RNA from Nicrophorus vespilloides, 2888 nucleotides. Its product is annotated as mannosylglucosyl-3-phosphoglycerate phosphatase. Lineage: Eukaryota; Metazoa; Arthropoda; Insecta; Coleoptera; Silphidae. The coding region runs from base 308 to 2266 and encodes 652 amino acids. The record is from RefSeq and is a predicted model, not a curated record. Gene Ontology annotation, biological process: nucleotide catabolic process. Gene Ontology annotation, molecular function: hydrolase activity. The transcript has 6 exons.